Messenger RNA from Oncorhynchus masou masou (cherry salmon), 3276 nucleotides. RefSeq names its product pro-opiomelanocortin. Gene Ontology annotation, molecular function: neuropeptide hormone activity. NCBI's taxonomy places the organism in Eukaryota, Metazoa, Chordata, Actinopteri, Salmoniformes, Salmonidae. Gene Ontology annotation, cellular component: extracellular region. The record is from RefSeq and is a predicted model, not a curated record. The transcript is spliced from 3 exons. Gene Ontology annotation, biological process: neuropeptide signaling pathway. The coding region runs from base 166 to 846 and encodes 226 amino acids.
UAUACACAGGACAAAUUCCUACAAAGAAAUUGAUCAGACAACCAAGGGAAGAGAGAGAGAGAGAGAGAAGGAGUGAUUCCAUUCUGCGCUGUGAGAUCCUGCAGAGAAAGACAGGAGACCUGUGGAAGAACAAAACGAGAAAGUGGAAGAAGUGUUAGGUUGAAUAUGGUGUGUGCGCCCUGGCUGUUAGCGGUGGUGGUGGUGUGUGUGUGCAACCCCGGGGUGGGGGGGCAGUGCUGGGAUAGCUCCCACUGCAAAGACCUCCCUUCAGAGGACAAGAUACUGGAGUGCAUCCACCUGUUCAGGUCUAGGCUCCAGGACGAAUCCCCAGAGCCCAGAUCGGCUGCCCAGCAGUCCACUGAGGAGAGCCUCUCCCUGGGCAUCGUGUUGGCAGCCCUGACCUCUGGAGAGAGAGCCCUGGAUGCUGACCCUGAGCCCCACAGCGACAAGAGACACUCCUAUUCCAUGGAGCACUUCCGCUGGGGCAAACCCAUUGGGCACAAACGCCGCCCCAUCAAAGUCUAUGCCUCCAGUCUGGAAGGGGGGGACUCCUCCGAGGGCACCUUUCCCCUGCAGGCACGCAGGCAGCUGGGCAGCUGGGAGGACGAGAUGGUGGGAGCUCUGGGGAACCAGGGGGCCAAGGCUCAGACCAAGGUAGUCCCCAGAACCCUCACUGUGACGGGGCUGCAAGAUAAGAAGGAUGGGUCCUAUCGGAUGGGUCACUUCCGCUGGGGCAGCCCAACCGCUAUCAAGCGCUACGGUGGCUUCAUGAAGCCAUAUACCCAGCAAUCCCACAAGCCCCUGAUCACGCUGCUCAAGCACGUCACCCUUAAGAACGAGCAGUAGAGGAGGGCAGCAGGAACAAGGGAUAGAGGGAAGGGAGGGGAGGGAUGGGAUGAGUGUAGUAAAGAGGAAAAGAUGAAAGAUGAACGGAAUGUUUUGAAGACCAGUGGCAACUGUUGAAAACUAAGGGUCAUAUUUAAUCUGUAGCCAAGUUUCUAGAGUAACACAAAAAAACAAAUUAAGGCUCCGCAAUAUAAAACAAUGAAACAACAAAUAAGUUUAAAAAAAUAUAUAUUAUAUACAUUUCAGACAAGAUAUGGUAUGUUACCUGUACAAAAGAUAAGGCAAUGGUCCCAUUCAAACAGCCCCUUAUUUACCACUUAUUUGCACUUUUAAACAUAUCAGUGGGUAACUGGCAAAUUGGGAGGGUAGGGUGUGCCGUUAAACAAUCGAAGUGUUAAUUAAUUUACCUACAAAGAAGCGGAGAACCAUACUGUACACAGACCUGAUACCUGUAUUUUGGUUAGAAGGGUCUGUGAAAAUACAGGAAUCAUGUCUUUAGGUGGGUUUUAAUUACCAUGUUUUUUUUAACCCUUACCCCUUUCAGAAUGACAAAAAAAGCUUGUACUGUAUAAAAAGCUGGCAUGGUAAAAUAGUGUGAUUUUUGUCUGUAUAUGAAAGGGAUAUUAGCAUUGCCCUAGAUACCCCAUAACGGUUUUGAUUGAAUAGGGCCAUUGAUAGCUGUAGAAUUAAUUUAUGGCCUUGGCUUGAAUGCUGUAUGAGAAAGUAUAAAUUGAAGGAAGUACUUAGAAAGUCUUCGGUAACAGUGACCAUACUGAAUACUGUGUAUAGAUGACAGACUGGGGUAGGGAGUGGGUAUGAGAGAAGAUCAUUUCAAAUGGAAUACUAUUUUUCCUCAUUAUUUUUAUUGAGAUAAAUUGUACCAUAUUGUAAAUGUAUGUAUUAAACAGAUACUGCUUUGUGGCAAGCAACACAAAUGACUUUUUUGUACUGUACAUUACGUUUAUUUGAGGUCUACCAAACAAGCAACCAAGAUAAAAUCAAUGGUGCUGUCAAUAUACAGGUAUAAGCAGUGCCGAUUUUAGCAUGUACAUUUUGGUGGGGCAAAAAUAAACAAGUGGGGUGGCAUGCCAGCAAGGCCACAACACAAUACUAAACAAUACAGUAAUUGCACUAUAACAGUGAAAACGGUGCCCACAAACUGUUCGGGCCUACAUAAAGUUGUCCCAACAGCAGUCCCAACAUCUUACCACUGCUACACGUGCCUUGUCUGGCAGCAAAACAGUUAAUUCAGCCUCAUUGACUGCCUUUAAAAAAAUAUAGCUGAUGUGGCUGACUUGCUUAAACAAAUGUGGUUUCUACGAACAAUUGAGAUGUACAAACUAUGGCAUAAGGGGGCGACAAGCGGAUAAGAGGCAAUGCGUAAUUUCAAUUAAGACUUUAAUAAGUGAGCUAGGAUGUACGUAGUCAAUAUAACUAUUUGUUUAGCACGAUUGAAAUGUACAGCGACAGAAUUCAGAACAUGGGCUGUUCUUACAGUGUUCUCCCUGUACACCAAGUAAGAACCAUAGGAUAAAUAAAGGGGGAUAAGCAAACAAUGAAAGCUCUUACAAUAUUACAUCACUUAUGCAGGAGCAGACAAUACAUUUUUGGACUCACCUUGUUGUGCUGUGCUCACUUGAACAGGAAGGUGGCGUGGCGGUCCAUCAAAGUCUGGCAUUCUCAGAAUUUAUUGUGCUUUUAAAACAACUGGGAACUAGGAAAAAAAUAAGGUUGAAUCAUGAUGACGUCAUUGAUCUUCAGGUUGUAGCUUUAGAAAGAGGCCGGAUUUACAAUUCCGAGUUGGAUGACCGUUCAAAACAUAUUUUCCCAGUCAGAGCUUGUUUAUUCCCGACUUCCCAGUUGUCUUGAACUCACUGAAGUCAAGUUUUCGCAGUUCCGAGUUAACAGUUGUUUUGAGCGCGGCAUAAAUCAUGCUUUAUUGACUUGGAAAAGAGCCCCUUAAGCCCAGAUUUGGGACCACACAGCCAUUCCACUGAAUAACAGGCUUGUUAUUGCUUUACAAUGCUUGCAGUUAGCCACUGUCACUGAUUCCUUCCAAACAAUUAAUUGUUGAAUUUUAAUGUUUAUGUCCAAUGACUGAAUACGUUUUAUCUAUCAUUUCUCUUCAUUAUCUCUGUCACGUCUGCUCUCACUCUUCCCUCCCCUGGCGCUUGAGGGCACCAGGCUGCCCUCAUUCACGCACUCCUGUCGUCAAUUACGCACACCUGCGUUCCAUCAUCACGUGCUUCAGCGAUAUUGGACUCACCUGGACUCACUUAUCCUCUGUUUAUUACCUCCCCUAUAUUUGUCAGUUUGCCUGCUCUGUUACCUGCUGAUGCAUUGAUUAUUUUGUGUCUUUGUUUUCUUGUAUGCUAACGCUGUUCCUGUGUCGUUCCAUGUCCGUUCCUUAUUAAAUGUUUGACUCCCGUA